AUGGAUAACCGGCAAAACUUCAACAUGAGUAUUCGCAACGUCGUCAACACCACGCCCCAAUCACGACCAUCCGACUACCGCGGCAACCCUGAAAUUCGUCCAUCAGGCACCUCGGGCACCUCGGGCACCCAACACUCUUAUCGCCCUCCAACUUCAGAGUUCACUUUUCGGCAUCCCGUUGGAUUCAAUGUGCCGCGCCAAUUCGAGAGCGCAAACUACGCUACCGGCGGGCAUGGUGACCAAGCCGCUAUGACGUACGAGGGCACAAAUUACACCAUGGCCCCUCAAACCUUCGGGGUCAACAAUCAAAUGUAA
Sordaria macrospora k-hell is the source of this 315-nucleotide messenger RNA. RefSeq lists its product as uncharacterized. The record is from RefSeq and is a predicted model, not a curated record. Lineage: Eukaryota; Fungi; Ascomycota; Sordariomycetes; Sordariales; Sordariaceae.